GAGAGAGAGAGGGGGCCAUUAAUUACGGUCUGAUCUGCUGUCGCCCGCACCACCGACCUCACGGCGCGAGAGACAAUAGCGGGGGUGCGACAACACGCCGCGAUGUGCUAGCAUGCAGGGGAGGGGGUGUGUGUGCGACUACUGCUGAUGCUGGACCGCGGUACGAGGAUGGCUCCUCCAUGGUGCAGCUCGCUACGCAUCGCUGCCUCCCUCUGCCUGCCAACCAUUCUUACCUAGCUCGGGCUGCUAGCGGGGGCCAGGCCGACGAUAUCGACGGCAAAGCACAAUGCCAGAGCCCCGCGGUCACGCCGCCCGCUCAGUUCGUCUGCGAGCGCAUGUAUCGGCGGCUGCGCCUCUCCCCCUCUCCCCGCGCGCUCACCGCCUCGCCCUCCCGACACGACCCACGCCGCACGGGGUGACACAACCGUGCGCAUAGGACGGGCUCACUGCCGAGACUGUGCCAGUCGGACACAAAACGGGCGGCUACAGCUCGAGUGAAAGUAAUUGGCUCGUAGGACAAGGUCAGAGCGGGUUCGCCAACUGGUUUAAGCCACAAUGGAGAAGACGGUGGAAGCGAGAGAGACCCGUGCGCCAUCCAGUCACACGGGUUAUACUGGUUUGACCGGGAACACGACGUCGACCAACACUGUAAGCAGAGGCGUGACGGACGUGAAGAAAGAACACGUUCCGACGGCCACCACCGCCGCCGCCGCCGCCGCCGCCGCCGCCGCUGCCGUCGACAGCAGGCUGCCCCUUGAAAAGCAUCACCGUGACCUUGUCGACAUACCGGAGGACGAGGGUUACCGAGCUUACUUCGAUCACCCGCUCACGGCCGCCACACAGGCAAUGAUCAACAUCAACGGUGGUGACGACCAGGCGAACGCUAUCGGACUGCUCUACGAAUACUACAAGCUGCCGGCCAUCGAGAAACCUGACAAGACGGUCGGCGACAUCUGGAGCGCCACCACGGCCGCACAUACGACCUCUAUUACGUCAGUGCCCCGGAUAUCCGCUCCCAACGCCGUGGAACUCUACCUAGCCAACGGUCACGGCAAGUGCGAUCAACAACAACAACAACAUCAUCAACAACAACAACAACAACAACAACAACAACAACAACAACACCAACAACAACAGUCACAUUCCCGCACCAACUCGCCUCCCCAGCAGGUAGACAAGACGCACGGCGGCAUACACAGCAAGCAACAACAACAACAACAACAACAACAACAGCAGCAGCAGCAGGACAGCCUAACGCAGAAGCACAGUGUGCUUGCGCAGCAGCUUCAGGCGCCGAUCGGCAACGGCAUCCACAUCAAGACUGAGAAGCCGGACGACCUCGGAGCGGCGCUCGCCGACGGCACGGUGACGCUGGCGACGAUGACGACGAUGGCCGUCAACAGCCCCAUCAUGAUUGCGAACAGCGCUCGCGGCGGCGGCGCUGACUACACGGAGCUGCCGCCGCUCGUCAGCCGAAAGGAGCUAGAGAUGAGCGGCGAGGGCCUGCCGCCCGUGUCGACACUCACGCGCAGCUAUCAGAACCUCAGCUCGUUCACGCAGGCCGAACAGAACGUCUUCUUCACGACGACGCAGACGGGAAACGCGUGGCCCGUCAACGGACAGUUCGCCACGCAGAGCGGCGGCGGCGGCGGGGGCAGCAGCGGUGGGGGGUACGGACGCGGGCAGGCGGCCGCACAGGUCGUGACGGCACCCAGCAGUAGCGACUACUACCGCGAGUAUUACUCGCCGACGAAUGCCGACUACUACACGAUGCGUAGCGUCGAUCCGACAUACGCCGACCCGUCAGAUGGCGCCUUUGUCGACCGCUACAUGCGACAGAACGGAACCGGAAACGGAAACAACAAUAAUAAUAAUAACAACAACAACAAUAGUAAUAAGUACACGAGCCAGCAUCACCUGCACGUCGAGCUGUCGUCGCCAGACAGCGGGAUCGGCGACGGUGGCGUCACGCCGCGGGAGGUCCUGGGUCAAGUGUUUGACUACUCUGAGAUUCCUCCGUCUAUGAUCAUGCCCGGGGACGUCGAUCGAGCUUCUGUCAUCUCUAGGACAGAAUGCAAGAGCGCCGAGAAAAUCAGUCAGAUCAGCUCCAUACAGAUUCCCAAGCUCAUCUCUAACGUCGGCAUGCGCUACUGGUUCGAGUCUCCUAUCUCGACGAAUCAGCGUCGCGAGGAUGAUCGCAUCACCUACAUCAACAAGGGUCAGUUCUACGGCAUCACGCUCGAGUACAUACCCGACGCUGAUCGACCUCUGAAGAACCACACCGUCAAGUUAUGUAGUGGCCUCGAGCCGAGUCCGAGUACAAGUUCGAGCCAUUAG
Messenger RNA from Priapulus caudatus, 2337 nucleotides. RefSeq names its product protein grainyhead-like. NCBI's taxonomy places the organism in Eukaryota, Metazoa, Priapulida, Priapulimorpha, Priapulimorphida, Priapulidae. Bases 556 to 2337 code for a protein of 593 amino acids. The transcript is spliced from 6 exons. Gene Ontology annotation, biological process: regulation of transcription by RNA polymerase II. The record is from RefSeq and is a predicted model, not a curated record. Gene Ontology annotation, cellular component: nucleus. Gene Ontology annotation, molecular function: RNA polymerase II cis-regulatory region sequence-specific DNA binding; DNA-binding transcription activator activity, RNA polymerase II-specific.